Messenger RNA from Frankliniella occidentalis (western flower thrips), 2416 nucleotides. Its product is annotated as organic cation transporter protein-like. The record is from RefSeq and is a predicted model, not a curated record. Gene Ontology annotation, molecular function: transmembrane transporter activity. Gene Ontology annotation, biological process: transmembrane transport. NCBI's taxonomy places the organism in Eukaryota, Metazoa, Arthropoda, Insecta, Thysanoptera, Thripidae. Gene Ontology annotation, cellular component: membrane. The transcript is spliced from 10 exons. The coding region runs from base 185 to 2209 and encodes 674 amino acids.
AUAAAACUUGACCGCGCCGUCGUCGCCGACUUCUUGACCGUCCGAGUGUCGAGCGCGUGUCGCAUCGCGCGCGCGAGAGAGGCGAAGCGCGAAGCCCACGCGGCGCACCGGACGACUGGCUGCGAGCAGGAGGCGGUAGUAUAAGGGCCCCCCGAGUGCCUUUGGCUGCGCCUUGCCGUUUACGAUGGCCCCCCGCGUGGAGGCCUUGCACAACGAGGAUGGCCCCCUGGGCCCGCCCGCGGCCGCGGCCCCCAGUGCGGGCGCUAUGGGCUCGCGGGACGGAGCCGCCGAGGCCUGCCUGCCGCUCGCGCUGCUCGAGCCCAAGAAGGCCGCCGCCGUGGCCGACGCGGAGGACGCGACCGCGACCGCCGGCGAGGACGCCGACGACGGCGGACGACCCCCCGCGGACGCCGACGACGGCGACCUCAUAGACUUCGACGACGUGCUGCCGCACGUGGGCGAGUUCGGCGUGUCGCAGAAGUGCCUGUUCCUGCUCAUGAUACCGUUCGCCUGGUUCGUCGCCUUCGUCUACUUCAGCCAAAUCUUCAUCACGCUGGUGCCCGAGGGCCACUGGUGCAGGAUACCCGAGCUGCAGGACCUCAAGCUGGUUGAGAGGCUGUCCUUGGGCGUCCCCCGGGAAGGGUCCGGGUUCGCGCGCUGCCUGCAGUACGACGUCAACUUCACGCAGCUGCUCCUGGAGGGCGUGAGGGAGGCGGACCCCUCCUGGCCCACCGUGCCGUGCCGGACCGGCUGGGAGUUCAACCACACCGAGGUGCCGUACGACUCUAUCGCCGCGGAGCUCGAGUGGGUGUGCGAGAAUGCCGCUCUGCCCAACGUGGCGCAGUCCGUGUUCUUCCUGGGCGCCAUCGUCGGCGGCCUCCUGUUCGGCUGGGUGGCGGACCGCUGGGGCCGCGUGCCCGCCCUGGUGGGCUCCAACGUGGUGGGCUUCGUCGGCGGCAUCGCCACGGCCUGGUCCGGCUCCUUCUGGGCCUUCUCGCUGUGCCGGUUCCUGGUCGGCUUCGCCUUCGACAACUGCUUCACCAUGAUGUACAUCCUGGUGCUGGAGUACGUGGGCCCUCGAUGGCGCACCUUCGUCGCCAACAUGUCCAUCGCCAUCUUCUUCACUAUGGCCGCCUCGAUACUACCUUGGAUCGCCUACUGGCUGGCCGACUGGCGCCUGCUGACGGUGGCCACCUCGGCGCCCCUGCUGCUGGCCGUGCUCACCCCCUGGCUCGUCCCGGAGAGCGCGCGGUGGCUGGUGUCACAGGGCCGCCACGACGAGGCGAUCGUCAUUCUGAAGCGGCUGGAGAAGACCAACAAGACCACGGUCCCGCCGGAGGUCUACCAGCGGUUCGAGGACAGCUGCCUCAAGCUCAAGAAGCUCGAGGACGCCGACAAGAAGUACUCCGUGGUGGACCUGUUCCGCAGCCCGCGGCUGCGCAACACCACUCUGCUACUCGUGGUCAUCUGGAUGAUCGUCUCGCUGGUGUUUGACGGCCACGUCCGGAACGUCGGCCAGCUCGGACUCGACGUGUUCGUGACGUUCACCGUGGCCUCGGCCACCGAGCUGCCCGCGGAUUCGUUCCUGACUCUGGUCCUGGACCGCUGGGGCCGGCGAUGGCUCGCGUGCGGGUCCAUGGUGGUCAGCGGGCUCUUCAGCCUCGCCGCCGUCGCCGCCCCUCCGGGGGUGGUGUCGGCGUCCCUCGCCAUCAUGGGCCGCUUCAGCGUCAACAUCUCGUACAACAUCGGGCUCCAGUACGCCGCCGAGCUGCUGCCGACCGUGGUGCGCGCGCAGGGGGUGGCGCUCAUCCACAUCAUGGGCUACGUGGCCAGCAUCCUCGCGCCCUUUGUCGUCUACCUGUCCGUGGUGCACCCCGCGCUGCCGCUCCUCAUCCUGGGCGUGCUCGGCGUCGUCGGCGGGGUGCUGUCGCUCUUCCUGCCCGAGACCCUGGACGAGGUCCUACCCCAGACCCUCGCCGACGGCGAGCUCUUUGGAAAGGACCAGAAAUUCUUCGAGUUCCCCUGCUGCAAAAAACCGGAGAGCGAGCCGGCCCCUCGACCCGCGCUGUACAGGAGGUCGAGCCACAGGGCCUCGUUGAGGGCGUCCACGAGGGGGGAGACCUACAGGUCGUCCUUGAUCCGCAGGGCGUCCGCCGUCUCGUCCCCGUCCUCCAAGCGCUCGUCCGAGGACUCGACGGAGACCGUCUAGAAGUACAACGACGUCAUUUGAGAACUGUUUGAGAGGCAUUUGUAAUUUAUUAUUUAUUUUAAUUAAAUAUGAGAUUAAUAUAUCGCCUUGCCAAAGACUUGCGGAAGCGCUAGCCCAGACAAUUUGUGCCGCAGGGUUAAUUAUUGUGAUACUGAAUUCUUGUGGAUUAAAAUGUUUUCUAUAAAACCGAUUUCACCUACAGUAUAA